Thrips palmi is the source of this 3248-nucleotide messenger RNA. RefSeq names its product ATP-binding cassette sub-family B member 6, mitochondrial (gene Hmt-1). The transcript has 15 exons. The coding region runs from base 298 to 2823 and encodes 841 amino acids. Lineage: Eukaryota; Metazoa; Arthropoda; Insecta; Thysanoptera; Thripidae. Gene Ontology annotation, cellular component: membrane. The record is from RefSeq and is a predicted model, not a curated record. Gene Ontology annotation, biological process: transmembrane transport; heme transport. Gene Ontology annotation, molecular function: ABC-type heme transporter activity; ATP hydrolysis activity; heme binding.
AAAUAGUUGUGGCGGCAAAAUGAAAAGCAGGCCUUUUAUUUUCCUUUCCCACUUACAAACAAAUUUAACUUAAACACCUACAUUUUUCCGAGUUACACUUAAAUUCAUUUAUAUCCGCUGGAUGCAGCUCUCAAGUUAGUAAUUUUGCCAUUCAUCUAGUGGCAACAUCGAGUACGACUCUUGAUGCACUUUUAUUAGAGCGGAAGGAAAGGACGUGUGAAUGAUGAUGACUUAACAGAUUGUUUGCAACACUACAAGACAAGACUUGCAACGUUCAGGUGAAAAACACAUAUUACCAUGAUACUGUUUUGCCCUCCGAAUAUAACACUCAAUGAAAUAUGGGUAAAUGGAGGCACUUCACAAUGCUUUAUGGACACAGUUUCUAAUAGCAUUACGGCAGGAUGGCUCUUGUUAUUUGGAACAUCUCAACUAUGGAUUUACCACAAAUAUGGGACCACAGUCACUUCAGCAUCCCUUCCGAAAUCACAGCUGUAUGGCCUUCAAAUACUGUUCUUAGUUCUGCUUCCUGUGCUUUGCAUAAGUCGUUUUCUUGUGCAAGCCACCCUUGUUAAUGGCUAUGCCGUGUACGGUUACAUGAUCUUAUCCCUUGUGUUGUCGCUGGUACAAUAUCCUUUAUCCAUAGCUCUCCUGGUUGUUGAGCGGCAUUAUUUGCUACCAUCAGUCCCCUCAAGAGGUCAUGGGCUUGUUCUAUUGUUAUUUUGGACGUUAUUGUUCAUCUUUGAAAACCUUAGUUUUGUUAACCUGCGCAAAGAUGAUUGGUGGUUUCACCUUACCACGGUCACUGACAAAAUUGAAAUGGCUCUGUUUGUACUCCGCUAUGUAUCAUGCUUGGGCAUAUUUGUGCUUGGGUUGAGAGCUCCGGGUAUAAUGACAUAUCGUGAUUAUUACAACAUAGGUGCUGCUGGUUCCGAGGCUAGAAUUCCUAUCAUAGAGGACCCUAACUCUCAAAGUGGCUCAACAUGGCGGAAUUUCUGGAAGAAAAUGAGAAUUCUUGCUCCAUUCUUGUGGCCUCGGAAAGAAAUAAUGCUUCAGUUUCGAGUGUUGUUUUGUUUUCUGCUCCUUGCUGGAGGCCGUGUAAUCAACCUGUAUGUGCCCAUCUUCAGCAAACUAAUAGUUGACAGUAUCACAAUGACUUCUCCUGUCUUUCGUUUCGACUUGGUUAUAGUUUACGUACUUUUCAAAUUCCUCCAAGGAAGUGGAACAGGAGCAAUGGGACUUUUGAAUAACUUGCGUUCUUUUUUGUGGAUAAAAAUUCAGCAGUAUACUACUCGUGAGGUUGAGUUGUCCCUUUUUCAACACCUUCAUGGAUUGAGUUUGCGUUGGCACCUGGGCCGUAAAACUGGCGAAGUACUCCGAGUAAUGGACCGAGGCACAGACAGCAUUAAUAAUCUUCUCAACUACAUCCUCUUCAGCAUUUUCCCCACAAUCACUGACAUAGUAAUAGCUGUUGUAUUUUUUGUGUCAUCAUUCAAUGGCUGGUUUGGUCUGAUUGUAUUUGUUACCAUGACACUCUACAUAGCUGCCACCAUAAUGGUGACUGAAUGGAGAACCAAGUUCCAACGACGCAUGAACCUGGCAGACAAUGCCCAAAAGGCCAGGAGUGUGGAUUCCCUUCUUAAUUUUGAAACAGUUAAGUAUUAUGGUGCUGAAAGCUAUGAAGUUGAUGCAUACAAAGAAGCCAUUAUUACAUACCAGGCAGAAGAAUGGAAAAAUAGUUUAACCCUAAAUAUUUUAAACACAGUCCAAAACUUUAUCAUAAGUGGAGGCCUUCUGGCAGGAUCUUUGCUGUGUGUCCAUAUGAUUGUUGAUUUGAAAGAACUCACUGUUGGAGACUAUGUUUUGUUUGCAUCUUACAUAAUUCAGCUAUAUGUGCCUCUUAACUGGUUUGGUACCUAUUAUCGAGCCAUUCAGAAAAACUUUGUUGACAUGGAAAACAUGUUUGAUCUCCUUCGAGAAGAGCAAGAAAUAGUGGAUAUUCCAGGAGCAAGCCCAUUGGCUAUUCGUCAAGGGAAAAUUGAAUUUUUUAAUGUAUCAUUUUCAUACCUCCCAGAAAGGACAGUCCUGAAGAAUGUCAGUUUUACGGUUCCAGGGGGGAAAACAGUUGCUAUUGUUGGACCAUCAGGUAGUGGAAAGACAACUAUUAUGCGAUUAUUAUUCCGAUUUUAUGAUGUUGAUAGUGGGGCUAUUUUUGUUGAUGGCCAAAAUAUAAAAACUGUACAACAAAGUUCAUUGCGUCAAAAUAUUGGAGUAGUUCCACAGGACACUGUUCUCUUCAACAAAUCCAUUAUGUACAACAUUCAAUAUGCACGUUUGGAUGCAUCUGAGGCGGAUGUCAUUGCAGCUGCCAAAAGUGCUGAAAUUCAUGACCGCAUUCUUACAUUCCCUGAUAAAUAUGAAUCACAAGUUGGAGAGCGUGGUUUGAAACUAAGUGGUGGAGAGAAGCAAAGAGUUGCAAUAGCAAGGACCCUUCUUAAAAGUCCUGCUAUUGUCCUUCUAGAUGAAGCGACUAGUGCAUUAGAUACCCAAACUGAAAGAAAUAUUCAGGCAGCUCUUCAUAAAGUUUGUACUGACCGUACGACAGUAAUUGUUGCUCACCGUCUUUCCACUAUCAUUCAUGCUGAUGAAAUCCUUGUUUUGAAGGAAGGUGAAAUUGUUGAAAGGGGAAGUCACGCUGAUUUAAUCGCUGAAGAUGGUGUGUAUGCGAAUAUGUGGCAGCAGCAACUCAAGAAUGAGGCAGAAAACAAAAAGAAGAGCCACACUGAUGAAGAGGGUUCUGAUGUAGGUGACAGUGCUACUAGAUAAAGUAAAUUAGUUCUCCUAGUUAAUUUUUAUUUAUUGUAUUGUUGCUUCAAUAAGAUUAUUUCAUACUAUUUAGUAAUGAACAUUUGAUGAGAAAUAUUUGGGGAGGUUCUUUUCCUUGUGCUGCUGACUUUUUUCCUUAAGUAAAAAUAUGUAGACAAACUAGAUGAAAUGAGUUGUUGAACAAAGUUCCUUUAGACUUAAUUCUGUAGGUCAUUGUAGACAGUUGCAUUCACUAUCUAUAAAUAAUGGUGCCAUAUGUAUUUUACUGGUGAGACCAAGAGGUUUUAUGUAAUAUGAAUUGUAGAGUAACAUCAUUUGGAACAUUGUCAUUAUUGGUACAUGCUGCCAUGCUUAUUUAUUCAGUUUCCUGAGACUUAAUGUUAUCUUCCAAUGAAAAUUGUAUAAAGGGUUUUAGUUUUACUGGC